Molecule: messenger RNA, 402 nt
Organism: Dibothriocephalus latus
Lineage: Eukaryota; Metazoa; Platyhelminthes; Cestoda; Diphyllobothriidea; Diphyllobothriidae
Source: the annotation of a GenBank genome assembly
AUGGAUAUAGAUGAACUUAUGAAUGAGGUUGAUUCGCUGAGCGGGUCCGACGCCUCUACUGACGUAGAUAAUGACAUUCUGCCGGGGGUUCAGGAGGAGUUAGAACGCCAGGAACAAGAAGCGAGUGAGUAUGAAGCUCUAAACACGGAGGACCUCAUCCGUCACAUGUCCGAACUCAUCGAAGAUGUGUCACAAGUGAUAAACCUUCACAAGACCCUUAUCCGUCUCCUUUUGGAGCGUCACAGGUGGGAUAAGAAUGCCCUCAUCGAAAGCUACUUUGAGGAGGGCGAACCGCGUCUUUUCGCUAAGGCGCGAAUUGAUCCCGCGCUGGCUGGCUCCAGUGAUUCCUCCCCCUCCCCCCUGAAACCCACCUCGCUCGAACAGUACUGCAAAGGUAUGUGA